Pyrgilauda ruficollis (rufous-necked snowfinch) is the source of this 1492-nucleotide messenger RNA. RefSeq names its product exocyst complex component 4 (gene EXOC4). Lineage: Eukaryota; Metazoa; Chordata; Aves; Passeriformes; Passeridae. The transcript is spliced from 10 exons. Gene Ontology annotation, biological process: exocytosis; chemical synaptic transmission; Golgi to plasma membrane transport. Bases 5 to 1492 code for a protein of 495 amino acids. Gene Ontology annotation, cellular component: growth cone membrane; exocyst; synapse. The record is from RefSeq and is a predicted model, not a curated record.
CAAGAUGGCGGCGGGCGACGCUGUUGGGAGGUACCGCAGCACUGUGGGCAGGAGCAAGGACCCCUCGGGGCUGCUCAUCUCGGUUAUCAGGACUUUAUCCACCAGCGAUGACGUGGAGGACCGGGAGAACGAGAAGGGGCGGCUGGAGGAGGCGUACGAGAAGUGUGACCGCGACCUGGACGAGCUGAUCGUGCAGCACUACACGGAGCUGACCACGGCCAUCCGCACCUACCAGAGCAUCACCGAGCGCAUCACCAACUCCCGCAACAAGAUCAAGCAGGUGAAGGAGAACCUGCUGUCCUGCAAGAUGCUGCUGCACUGCAAGCGGGACGAGCUGCGCAAGCUGUGGAUCGAGGGCAUCGAGCACAAGCACGUCCUGAACCUCCUGGACGAGAUCGAGAACAUCAAGCAGGUCCCUCAGAAGCUGGAGCAGUGCAUGGCCAGCAAGCGCUACCUCAACGCCACCGACAUGCUGGUGUCAGCAGUGGAUUCCCUGGAGGGUCCCCUCCUGCAGGUGGAGGGGCUGAGCGACCUGAGGCUGGAGCUGCACAGCAAGAAGAUGAACCUGCACCUGGUGCUGAUCGACGAGCUGCACCGGCACCUCUACAUCAGAUCCACCAACCGCGUGGGGCAGCGCGGCAGGGACAGAGCCCGCCUCGGGUCCCUUGUGAAAGACUCCUCUCCUGUGCCUCUGAUGGAUGUCACUAAUUUAUCUACACCUCGGAAAUUCCUUGAGACUUCCCAGUUCAGUACUCCUGGAAGCUCCAGCAUGCGAGACUCGAGCCUUCUGGAAAUCAAAGAGGACACAGAGCUGGAUCCAGAGGAGAACAGUGCUGUCUUCAUGGGAAUCCUCAUCAAGGGGCUGGCCAAGCUGAAGAAAAUCCCAGAAACAGUGAAAGCCAUCCAGGAUCGCUUGGAACAGGAGCUCAAGCAGAUUGUGAAGCGCUCCACCACUCAGGUGGCUGACAAUGGCUACCAGAGAGGGGAGAACAUUUCCCAGGAAAAUCAGCCUAGGCUGCUGCUGGAGCUGCUGGAGCUGCUCUUUGACAAGUUCAACGCCGUGGCCGCCGCGCACGCCGUGGUGCUGGGCCACCUGCAGCAGACUGUGGCCUCUCCCUGCAGCCAGCACGAUGGGGACAUCAAGCUCUACGACAUGGUGGACGUGUGGGUGAAGAUCCAGGAUGUCCUGCAGAUGCUGCUGACGGAGUACCUGGACAUGAAGAACACGCGCACGGCCUCGGAGCCCUCGGCCCAGCUCAGCUACGCCAGCUCCGGCCGCGAGUUUGCCGCCUUCUUCGCCAAGAAGAAACCCCAGAGACCCAAGAACCCUCUCUUUAAGUUUGAAUCCUCAUCCCAUGCCAUCAGCAUGAGUGCCUACCUGAGGGAGCAGAGGAGGGAGCUGUACAGCAGGAGUGGGGAGCUGCAAGAAUUUAAGGUGGAGUGUGAGCAGGACAAAGCUGUGAACGAGCACGCGGGUGCUGAGGUUAAUUAG